UUCGAAAUGUUGAUUGAGGGGGACAAAACCUGCUGCACGAUCGAAACGCAGCACCUCAGCGACCCCCCUUAUCAAGACUACUUUUACUCAGACUGCCACGUUGAUGCCCAGGCUGUCGUCACAAGCCCUCUGCCCGACAGCAAUCUGUCCAUUAUUGGGCCUCGCUUCAUCGUAGCUUGGCCCGCUGGCAACAGCGGCAUCUGCACCUUCUUCCAGCCUCAGAGCGGCAAAAAUGGCAGUCUCGCCAUUGAGCUAGUCAACUCCACGCUGGGAGCUCCCCUAGGCCCGGUAUACAGCAAAAUCAAAGACUCUGCCAAUCCUAUCGUCGGCGUUGAGGGCGUUCUCUCGUUCAACAAUUCAGCCGAGCUUUCAAUUGCAAUUCUCGGCAGCGUGAGAAACAUACGCGACUUUACCGAAGGACCCAGCCUCCUCAGUCCCAUCAUCCAAGCAGGUAUCAAGGUCACCGAGUUUCAAAAGAAGGGUGCCAAAAUAUCUCGCCUAUGGCUAGACAACGUCACAACCACUACCUUUACUCUUAUGCCUUGGAAGAAGGGCGACAAUCAUAUUCAGAUUGACAACACAACGCUACGGUUUGGCUCUGGGCUCUACCACUUUACAGCGUCAUUCAACUACCCUCAACUCAAGCAACUUACGCCAAGCCAGAUUCUCAACGAGCAGUCCCAAUCUCUUGUCAAGCAGCAACCAGAGACCGUCUCGUCGCUUUCCUUCUUCUCCUACACAGAUAAACUUCUUGCCGGUGGCUGGCGCUUCCUGACUUACUUUGGCCGUGACAGCAUGCUCACCGCACUUUUGCUUGAGCCCAUCCUCGGGACUGGCAACGGCUCUGCUAUUGAAGCCGUCAUUGGAGCAGCGCUCGAACGCGUGAACCGAACAGACGGAUCAGUUUGCCACGAAGAAACCAUUGGCGAUUACGCGACGUUUGUAAAUCUACAAAACAACGUUACAUCUACAGCAGCCGGAUUCACAUAUCCAAUGAUUGACACCGACUACUAUCUUCCCAUUUUAAUGGCGCGAUACUUUGACUCGUCGCCAAAGCGCAUUACUCCGCUCCUCAACACCAAGGCUGAAUCCAUCGAUGUUGGCAAUCAGAACUUGACCUGGGGAGAUCUCAGCUACGCGACUGCCAGCAAGAUUAUGAACAUUACAGCCGCCUUUGAACAGAGCCAGACAGUGGAAAACCUCAUUGCUCUCAAGCCAGGCCAGAAUGUUGGUCAAUGGCGCGACUCUGCUUGGGGCCUCGCUAAUGGCCGCAUCCCCUUCGACGUCAACUGCGCUCUGGCUCCAGCUGCUCUGUAUGCCAUCUCCAGCCUUGCGGCUAUGCCUGGCGUCUAUCCCAACAACUCGGUGACGCAGAAUUGGACCGCAGCCGCAGCUCAGCGAGCCAAAGUAUGGGAAGACAGUACGCUACAAUUCUUCCAGUAUAACAUGACUGCGAAGACUGCUGUUGCGAGAUUGACAGAGUACACGAGCAAAAACACCUUCUACGACGGUCCUACGAAUGGUGACUCAGUGUCAAACUACUCUACCGACGGGACAAUCAUAGACUAUGGGCUGGCCAUCAACAGCACAGCGACGCCAGACGUUAUCCCGCUCACUCACACGGACACGGCCUUUCGCCAUUAUCUGCUCAACGCUACAGACGACGAACAGCUCACGACAUUCAUCAACGCCUCUGCCAAUGCAGUGCUCCGCCCAUUCCCAGCCGGGCUGAGCACCCCAAUCGGCGUCGUCGUCGCAAAUCCAGCACUAUCCAACAACGAUGUCCUCAUUGCAAACUUUCCCAACUCUGCCUACCACGGCACCGUUGUCUGGAGCUGGCAAUUGGCGCUCAUGGCGAAAGGCUUUGAGCGGCAGCUGGAGCGAUGCCACGGCUCUAGUGACGUGACGGAUAUCCCAUCGUCCAUCACAAACGCAACUGCAACGCCCCAAUUCUGCAGCAACAAGCAAGUGUACACUGCGCUGAAGACGGCAUACAACAAGCUGUGGGAUAUUAUUGAGAACAACUCGGAGCAGCUGGAGUCCGAAGUCUGGAGCUGGACGUACAGCGGUGGCAAAAAUGGCACAGAGGCGGAUUUCAAGUUUUCUCCUCUCGCCGUGCUUCCUCCACCUCCAGGCGCCAGCAGCGCGACAGAAAGCGAUGUGCGCCAGUUGUGGAGUCUGACGUUUUUGUCUGUUACAAGGAACAAGAGCUUUUCGUAGAGUGAGGCGAUGAGGGAUGCAUUAACCACA
Molecule: messenger RNA, 2250 nt
Organism: Trichoderma atroviride IMI 206040
Lineage: Eukaryota; Fungi; Ascomycota; Sordariomycetes; Hypocreales; Hypocreaceae
Source: RefSeq, a predicted model, not a curated record